CAACUCUGCCCCAAAAUUUCUCUUUUCUUCUCUCAAACCCUUUAUCUGAUUUCUUGGUUUUUCGACAUUUUCCAUCAAUCUUCAUGGAAAUGGAGGAUCAUCAUCGUCAAUAUGGCUUAUCGGAUCUCAGGCAACUCAUCAACGGUAGGCCGACAACGCAUUUCCAACCAAUCCCACAAGUUUCCGAGUUGUUUUCCGGCCACCGGAAUCUGCUGCCACAACCUCACCAUCAUUUGGAGAUGAUGCAAAUGGUGGGUACUCGUCAAAUGAGUGACUUGCUGCCUCUAGGGCUGCACGAGAUUCCAGUGGAAUCUAGUGCUAACGCCGCCACUGCUGCUGUUGCUGUCACUAGUGCUUCAACUCCAAGUAGUGUGAAUGGGUUUGACGGGGAAGGCGGUGGGUUUGGGGGUGAUGGUGGGACAGGAAGAUGGCCAAGACAGGAGACUUUAACACUUCUUGAGAUCAGAUCUCGUCUUGAUCCCAAGUUCAAGGAGGCUAAUCAAAAGGGUCCUUUGUGGGAUGAAGUAUCGAGAAUCAUGUCAGAAGAACAUGGGUACCAAAGGACUGGAAAGAAAUGUAGGGAGAAGUUUGAGAACUUGUACAAGUAUUAUAAGAAGACUAAAGAAGGGAAAGCAGGAAGACAAGAUGGUAAGCAUUAUAGAUUCUUCCGGCAACUUGAAGCUCUCUAUGGAGACACCAGCAGUUCAGUUCCAAUACCGGAAUCUGAUCACCUUAUUGGAACCAGUUUCCGGUUUCAUGGUAAUCCAAACUCCAACAGUUCGACUCAAGAGGGGUAUCACUCUCAAAAGCUGUGUGACAGCCUCAGCCUCUCCAAUAAUUCAUCCGACUUCCACACAUCUUCUUCGGAUGACAAUGAUCUGAGCACUGCUGCGGGAAUGGAGAAUGAUUCGAGGAAAAGGAGGAGAAGUGGGAGGAGCUGGAAGGUGAAGAUAAAAGAGUUUAUAGACGUGCAAAUGAGGAAGCUGAUGGAGAGGCAAGAGGCAUGGUUGGAGAGACUGACAAAGACUCUCGAGCAAAAGGAACAAGAGAGGAUGUUAAGAGAGGAAGAAUGGAGGAAACAGGAAGCUGAGAGAAUAGAUAGGGAGCACAAGUUUUGGGCUAAGGAAAGAGCAUGGAUUGAAGCACGAGAUGCUGCUUUGAUGGAGGCAUUGCAGACUUUGAAUGGAAGACAGGUUAAGGCUUCCUCACCAGAGGAGCUAAUGGUGGGGGAAGUUCAAAACCACAGUGAAAACCAGAAUGAGAAUGGAAGUGAGAUAAUGAACAACUCCGGGAAGGAGGACGGAUGGGGGGAAGCUGAGAUUACGAGGCUAAUUCAACUGAGAAGCAGCAUGAAAUUGAGGUUUGAUCAAAGUGGAGGGUGCUCGGAGGAGAUUCUGUGGGAGGAGAUAGCUUCAAAGUUGGCUUGCUUGGGCUAUGAGAAGAGUGGUUCAAUGUGCAAAGAGAAAUGGGAUGAAAUAAACAACUUUCUGAAGAAAAAGAAAAGCAAGGAGUUUUCAAUUUCUGGUCCUUAUUAUUCAAACAAUGAGUCUAUAUACAAUCCAACAGGAGGAGGUUACUGCGAAAUCAAUGAUCAAGCUGGGACUUCUCCACCAAAUUCUAAUAUUGGUAAUGCAGUGAAUGAUAGCUGCUUUAGGUUCUUGAUGACUGAUGGAGAGAACUUGUGGGAAAAUUAUGGGUUGAAGCUUAACAAGGGAGAAAAUCAGUAAGUUGAUCGAAAACAUUGCAGGAGAUAAGUAAUUAACCGUAAGAAGCGAUUUGAUCUAAGUGUGACAAUAUUUCUCUUUUGAAGGAAGGAUUGCAUGCAGUUAUGAAUGCAUGACCAAGGAGAAGCUAAGCCGAGGAAAUUGUGGUUGUUUUGUGAUAUCUUAGGACAUCGAUCCUUAAUUAAGGUAAAAAAAAAAAAAUUGAUGGGUUUGAUAUCCAUUAAUUGUGUGUGUUUUCAUAAUGUGUCUCCAUGUAUUGGAUUGACUUGCAUUGUGAAGAAAAUUGAAGGACUUGAAUUUAAUUAGUACUCAAGAAGGAGAUUUUGCAUCAGUUUGUAUGUUAGGGUUAGUAUUAACUUUUUGUAGCAAGAAAAAGGUGAGUACAGCAUGCAGAUAAAGGCCUAGCCUUUCU
Molecule: messenger RNA, 2136 nt
Organism: Rubroshorea leprosula
Lineage: Eukaryota; Viridiplantae; Streptophyta; Magnoliopsida; Malvales; Dipterocarpaceae
Source: the annotation of a GenBank genome assembly